Messenger RNA from Epinephelus moara (kelp grouper), 6122 nucleotides. It is a transcript of the gene socs2, whose product is annotated as suppressor of cytokine signaling 2. Lineage: Eukaryota; Metazoa; Chordata; Actinopteri; Perciformes; Serranidae. The record is from RefSeq and is a predicted model, not a curated record. Gene Ontology annotation, biological process: phosphatidylinositol phosphate biosynthetic process; intracellular signal transduction. Gene Ontology annotation, molecular function: 1-phosphatidylinositol-3-kinase regulator activity. The transcript has 3 exons. Bases 541 to 1143 code for a protein of 200 amino acids. Gene Ontology annotation, cellular component: phosphatidylinositol 3-kinase complex.
UAUUAGUCAGCUCGGUGGACACGCUCUGUCCCCAGCACAGUCACGGGUGGACGGACACAAUGUUCGGGACACACACGGUGCUCUUGUAGCUCUCUGGUGAAACGGCAACAAAUCGGUGUUUAGUUGUUGUUGUUGUUUUGUUUGGCGUCCUCACCGGAGCGCUCGAGCUUUGACUGACUGAUUGACGUUUGAGAGCUGAAGCGGUUUUUCGCUCCCCGUUUGUCUCCGCGCCGACCCGCCAUUUCUGCGUUGAGGACGGAGAAGCGGACAGAAAAUAAAAAGACACACACGAGAGGACGUCUCUGUGGAUUUACCCCGUGAAUGUCACCGACAUGUCGGGUUGCUCGUGGAGGAGAAACUGGCAUCGCUGGUUCUGAGCCAACGGUUUUGGCUAGUUAGCAGCUAGCUCCGACACUGAGCCGCUCAGUAUAAACUGGUGCAGACAUUGGCGCAGAGACCAGUGCAGCAUCUUCCUCCCGUCUUGUCGUUCCCAUGUCUGAGCUGUGGGCCUAAACCUAGGCUGAAGGUUGGAUCAAUCCAAUGACCUGCCAGUCCUCCGAGUCCACAGACACCAUCGAGAGCGACAGACGAGCCGACAACAACUCCAGGGCUGUGGAAUCAGACGAGAGCCGCAUCGCCUUAGCCAUGAAAGACCUGAAGAACACAGGCUGGUACUGGGGCAGUCUGACGGCUAACGAAGCCAAAGAGAUCCUCCAGGACGCCUCAGAGGGGACCUUCCUGGUACGGGACAGUUCCCAGAGGGAUUACCUGUUCACCAUCUCCGCCAUGACGUCGGCGGGUCCCACCAACCUGCGGAUCGAGUACAAACACGGUAAAUUCAAGCUGGACUCGGUGGUUCUGGUGAAGCCGAAGCUGAAGCAGUUCGACAGCGUGGUCCACCUGGUGGAGCACUACGUCCAGCUGUCCAGGACCAGCGACAAGGCGGCGUCGAACUCUCAGCCCUCGGCCAUGCCGCCCAACGGCACGGUGCAGCUGCUGCUCACCAAACCGGUGUACACCGCCACGCCGUCGCUGCAGCACCUCUGCCGCAUCGCCAUCAACAGGACGACGCGGCAGGUCCAGGAUCUGCCGCUACCCAACAGACUGAAGGACUACCUGACGGACUACACCUACAACGUGUAGGCGCCCAGCAGGACUACAGCUCACUGUGGAGUUAUACCAGUGCAAUGCAUCAGCCGUGUGCUAUGCCUGUCUGACCACUGACCAAUCCCAUCAUGCACUGCUACUACAAGAACCCAGCAAGACACAGGGACAUGCAAUAACCAGUGAGUCUGACAGCUGGAGGAAACCUCAGCAGGAUGUUUGGUUGAUGAUGUUCUGUCAGGCUUCUUACAAAGUCCCUGAAGUACUCCUGAAUGUACCACACUGCAGUAAGUACCUGUGUGACCCGUCAGUACUGUUCUGUGGUGCUGUAACUGACCACAGUGUGACUUUAAAAUAAUACCUUUAGCAACAUGACGCCUUUACACAUCUACAGACUGCACUUGAACCCAGAAAACGAUGCUGAUCUGUUUCCAGAUUCCAGCUCUGGAGUUGCUUAGAAACUAGAGGUGAUCACCAGAGACGCUGGAGAUCCAGGUCAUUAUAUCGUCCGAUAUUCAAACAAGGGCUGCGACUAAACAUUAUUUUCAUUAUCGAGUCAUUGUUCUCCGCGUUAAAAAUGGACAGGCCCUCAGAAAGAGGAGUGCUACCAGCUGGUCCAGGGGCCUCGCCUGAAUGAUUGUCGAUUCAAGGUUUAUUUCAGGAUGAAUCGGGGGCAGGUUGACGAUCUGUUUUCAGUUAUCCAGCCUGAUUACAGCUGUAAAACAUUAGAAAGUAGUUGAGGCAACAAUUUACUCAGAUAAGUCUUGCAGCUUGGUGGAAAGUGAGCUAACGUUAGCUUUAAACUCUGCACUGCCACAGAAGCCCUGUCUCUGAGUUUAUCUGACGGGACAAGAAAACUGCAAUAACGUCGAGCACUUUUUUGCUCUGAGUUAAGUUUUUUCAGUUUGAGGCGUUCAGGGCACUCCUGCAAGAACACAAAGCUCAUAGAGCUGAAAAACUCGAGGUGCUAACCAAUGCAAAAGCAGCAAGCGAAACGUUUCACUCUGAAAGCAAUUACAGAAACCUGCCCCACGCUGCUAAAACGUACCCCGUCUGAUCGGUGACGAAUUCCAGCGCUCGCCUCUCCACCAAAACAAGUUACCUCUUGACACUGUUUUGCAACAGCACUCUCGCUGAACCCUUGGUUUCAUUUAUAAGCAUGGUGUACACACAAAACGAGGCCUGAAAGAGGCAAACGCCACUUCUUAGAGGAAAAAUCGUGAUCUAUAAAAACAGACUUGAUAGGAGAAACUUUGACCCAUGCCUACGAACAUUUUAGAGACAAGAAAUUAUCAAGUAUUUCUGGCUACGAGAUAGAUUUGGCUAUGCAAGACUACAAAAUACUGACAGGAAAACACUUGUUUGUAGUUUAACACGGCCUGAGAUUUUGUCUUUGGGUGUCUUUUUUUUCUGAUCAAAGUUCCACAACCCAAAAAUAUUCAGUUUACUGAGAUAUAAAAAAGAGAGCAACAUAAAAUCUUUAAAAUUUGAGAACCUGGAAACAUCAAAUUUUGGCAGAGAGACAGCCCAACCCCCGAUUACUAACCGCUUCAUUUUUGUAAGGAACAAUCUCAAAAUAAAGCGAAAUACAAGAAGCCUUUCUUUUUAGUACGGCGCCUCCUGUACUCAGUGAGCUUUCAGAGGUGGUAAAGUUUUAAUGUUUUGUGAUGUAAAUGUCUUUCAUGUCAUGUCCUAUUUCAUAUUCUGUUGGCUUUGCUGACAGACAGAAAGACAGCUAGCUGCAGAAACAUAGCGCCCACUGCCCAUCCUCCAGUCUCCAGUGGUAAGCUAACGUUAGUUUUGGUCGCUCUGCACCGAGCAACACCCAGUUCAGGUGGGAGCUCGUUAGUGGGGUGGUAGGACAGCAUUGCGUCUGGUCUCCCCUCAGGUCGCCAUGGCUAGUAAGCGGCUUCGCGUUUAGCAUUGUCAUAGUUGACAGUGCUAACAGUGCUAACACAGCUAAUGCUAAAGGAGGUUUGCAGGUCAAAAUUUAGCCAUUUACUCGCCGGGACGAGCAGGUGGGAGACCAGAGGUUGGGAACAACAUUUCCUCAGCAAAGCUGUUGGGUCAGGACGGUGUUACUAGCAGUAACCACUGAAAGAGUUGCGAUGCUAGCUAGCAAGCUAGCUCCCACCAAACCUGGUCGGUGUGCAGUGCAAAAAACUGAAAAGCAGCAAAAUUAACCUUUUAGAUUAACGUGCGUAACCAGUCAAAAAUAUUUUCGGAAAAUUAACUGUUGAUAUCCCUUCUUUAGUCUGCAGUGAAGUGAAAAUGAAUCUGUUUUGUGUUUUUCUUUCUUUAUUACUAUAUUUUUAAAUUAAUUAUUUGGUCUGUAAACCUUCAGAGAGAGUGUGUCAUGGCCCAAAGCAACAUGUUUAAUUUAUUUAUAUAUUUUUUCCAUAUUUAAUUUAACUUUCACAUUUCUGUGGCUUGAAAAGUAAAAAUAAUUAAAUUAAUUAAAGAACUAAUUGUUUCAGCUUUACAUUAGAGUUUAGUUAAUUGGGUUACAUUUAAAAGCAUUUGUUGAAUACCUGAAGAGUAUCCUUGAAACAAAAGCUCAGUUUAAACCCAAGUAAAUAUUUAUUGUUAAUCAUUUAUUAUUGGAAACUUUAUUUUCCAUAUUUGUUAAAUUGUACACUGAGCUGCAAACUUAAAGACUCAACUGACUCGUAUCUCUAUUUCUUCUUUAAGUAUCACCAAAUCACAUCAUUCUGUCACAGACACUCGCUCAGUAAUUUUAAUGAAAUUGUUCAGACAUUAUGGACCUGUAAAUACAGCAAAAUAUGCAUUUUCCAGCAAAAUACUUUAAGUUAUAAUAUAAAAUAGCCUUAUGAAAGACAAAGGGAAUUAUAGGCCGGUGCAAUAAAUUGUUACACAAAUGUGAAUCAGCUGAAAUUAACUAAAAACUUAAAGAGAAAGGUGAAACAUUUCCUGUUUCAGAAACAUAAAAUCUUUACAUCAUCCUCUCUCCAGUCAGUUUGUUGUUUUCAACACAGGGAAAGAAGCCCUCUGAUUGGCUGAGUGAUGACCAUGAAAGGUUCAGUUAGGGCCAAACGUCAGUGAGGCAGCAGGACGAGGUUUCCCGAUCGAUGAGCAGCGUAACAAACAAGCCGACGUCCUCCGUGUUGUUUUUCAUCCCGACACAUGUCAGAGUCAAAGCCUUAAUAGGGCACCUCUCUGGGCUUCUGUUGGACUUUGUCCCUGUCGGAUGUAGUACGCUGUGACUCUGGAUCAAUCAGAUAACAAGAAAACAAAGGCCCUGUAGUCCCAGCAUGUCCUCAAAAAUACAGCUUUAGAUAGUUUUGUCCUCUUUUGUGUUUUGUUCUGUGGAGACCAUCCAACCAAACUCCAUUUACAAAUCUUAGGUUUUUAGGAUUCCUUGUUGAUUGUUAACAACCAACACCUGGUGGAACGUAACAUGUGAGCCUCUUUUAAAGGAACAUUGUACAAGAUUUAAGGGGAUUUAGUGGCAUCAGCUUCACUAUAAGCCAUUCAAUACAACAUGCUAACGUUUUAAGCACAAGCCUAUGGCAUUUUACAUUGUCUAAAUUAGCCUAGCAGCUAGCAGACUUUUCCUCUACUCAUAUGAAACCAGGGACAACAGCAACAUUUAACAAAGGUAACGUUACAAAACUCAGCUCCAUUACAACUCACAAGGUUCACUGACAAAACAACUGUCUUAUACUAAACACGUUUUCCAAACAAAUACAACAUGCUAACAUUAUUAGUACGAGCCUAUGGCAUUUUACAUUGUAUAAAUUAGCCUAGCAACUAGCGGAGAUUUCCUCUGCUCAUAUGAAGCCAGGAUAAAUCACACACAAGACUUAAAAUGCUAUUUUUGUGGAGGCUUUAUUGUCUUCACAAUUUAUUGUUUCGUAUCUGUGAAAUUAAAGUAAAUAAAAGCUUUGUUUCCACUGAGGGAAAUGGUUUCAGCUUACAGAAACAGACAGGAGGAGUUACAUUUCGGGGAGGUGCACAUCAGGCUACAGUGUUGAUUUGAAUCAGAUGUUUUUAAGUUUUAGACCAUUCAACCAAACCCCAUUUAAAAAAUCUUACAUUUCUAGGAUUCCCUGUUGAUUGUUAACUAUUAACAGCUGGUGGAAUGAAACACGUGAGCCUCUUUUAAAAUGUCUGAAAAGGUCUUUCAGUAAAUUCGGUUUAAAUUUGAUCCAUCAUGUAGCACUUUAUUUCAUGAAAACUUUAACUUCAGCUCAGGCUGUUUGUUGCCCAUCCAUGUUUCUUACUGUAGAAACAGAAGCUACUUGUGUAAGUAGAGUUAAAUGAGUUUCCUGUUUAAGCAUAUCAAUUUCAGCAAAAAAAAAUUGGCUUAAUUUUAUUUGGUUUUAAUUUUGACCUGCCUCUCUCCUGCAUGUUUCUCUGGCUCUAACGUGUAAUCAUCAGAACAAAUCUGUCAGUCUAUUCUGGCGUCUCUUACAGUUUUGUAAGGCUCAGUUUAAAUCCAUACUGUGGUCAUGUAACAGGAGGUCACUCAGGUAAACGGGACUUUGUUGCACAUGUUUGUCCACAGCUUUGAUGCUCACACUGUUACAUCUGACUCUGUGUGGACUCUACAUGACGUUUCUGUUAUUAUCUAUCAUAAUGUUCCUCUUUGUAUCGUUACUUUUGUAUGGAGGGCUAAUCAUCAGAAGGGAGGGGUCGCUUGUUUUCUCCUUCAGCUACGAUUUCACGGUGGUAAAGUGCAUGAAACUAAAAACUCUUUGAAGAAAUAAAUCUUUAUUACUGAACACAGAACACAAUGAGCAGAUCUUUGUACAUAUCACAGCUGUGGCGUGAACCCCGCAGCUCUCGGCCUGUUUGAUUUUUAAGAGAUAUUUAUUGAUUGUGUCACACUGUGUUUUCUGGUACAUUAUUUUGUAAAGAAGCUGCACAGACUCUGAGAGCGUGCGUGUUGCUGCCGUCGUCGGUGUGUCUGCUGACGGGAAGCCACACCGCAGCUCUGCCUCUGUAAUGUUGAUCAGCUUCAUGAGAUAAAUAAAGUUUUAUAUGGUGCUUCAUCA